Messenger RNA from Anopheles maculipalpis, 2057 nucleotides. RefSeq lists its product as uncharacterized. The coding region runs from base 83 to 2026 and encodes 647 amino acids. The record is from RefSeq and is a predicted model, not a curated record. The transcript is spliced from 4 exons. NCBI's taxonomy places the organism in Eukaryota, Metazoa, Arthropoda, Insecta, Diptera, Culicidae.
UGUCACGCCCGAACCGUCGCCCGCAAUUUCAUCGUCGGUGGCUCCUGCCGGAACUGCAAGUCCGCGCGAUUACAGUGUACUCAUGGAUGAUCCACGUGGCUACAUCACGGCGUCCUCAUCGUUUCCGCUCCGACCGGGCAAAACGUCCACCACUUGGAACAGCACCUUUGCGCAACACAGAGGCUACAUCUACGGAUUAGUAUCAUUCUCGGUGAUUUGUGCCCUGGUGCUUGGUCUGUUCGGAGUGUUUCGCUGCCUGCGCGCGACAACUGCCACGCGAGCAACCGCCGAAACGCUGACGCUGCCGAUCCAGUUCAUCGCCGACGAUCUUGCUCCUCUAAACGCCAACUUGAACCACCUGCCGGUACCCAUGCUAUCGGUACAGUCACCGGGCUGCGCGGGGAUGGAGCGGCUCGGCGUUCCUGCCCGCGGUUCCAUCGGAUCACCACCAUUAAGGAAUGAACGGGCGGGCUUCCAUCACCAACAGCAGUCACAGCAGCAACAGCCACAGCAGCAACAGCAGCAGCAGCAUCAUCAGCAACAUCAGCAGCAUCAGCAGCAGCAACAACCAUCCCAACAAAAUCACCACCGCCAUCAUCAUCAUCACCAUCAUCACCACCAUCCCCACCAUCAGCAGUAUCAUCAGCAGACGUCACCGACGGGUCAGCACCUAAGGUUCGGCAGCGAUCUGAUACUGAGCAGCAGCACCAGUAGCAACUUUCGGAGCAACCACAAUCAAUCCUAUCUGUUCAUUCCGAAUCAAACGAGCGCACUUGUUGGCGGUGGUGGUAGCAGCGGCAGUAGUAGCAUUAACUACAAAACUCACUACAGCAAUAGUUCGUAUGGCGGCAGCAGCAUCGGUAGUAGCACCGGCAGCUCCACCAAUCCCAUCACCAACAACUCCCCGCACUGCACCUACCAUGUGCCACUGCCGGACGGGGAAUAUGGACCGGAUCGGGACCUGCAAAUACGAACACCGUGUCAGCAAUCGGAAAUACCUCGAACGUACGUAAAAGCCCCACCGAAUAAGACCGUUCGCGACGUUCCCGUACAGUAUCAAUCCACGGGUGGAAUCACAGCGCACGGUACCACCAUGACCGCGGGCAUCGGCCCCAACCACGUCAGCUCGAUGGUCGAUCUGGCCAACUAUUACGGUGGCGCGAAGACAAUCGGUAGGCCGGCCGACGGUGCCCGGCUGGCAGCAACCGCUCCCGGGCCCAGCUUAGGAGCUGGUGGAACCACCGGCACCACCUGUCAGCCAAAAUCGGUCGACAAACUGCAGAAGAUACUCCGGUUUUUGCCAGGUAAAGCAACUAAAUCUUCUACUCCAUCAUCAUCUACGUCCUCCUCGGCGUCGUCGUCCUCUUCUUCUUCUUCCUCCGCCUCCUCAUCCAGUAGCAGUGGUAUUAAGAGUACUAGUAAUAAUAUCAACAAUAAUCAUCAAGGGGCGAGCACUAGUUUUGGCGGUGGUUUGCAACCGCCUGUCCACUCGAGCGGUGUACUGCCGGGUAGCCACAGUAGCAGCACCAGCAGUCUCAAUAACAACAGUGGCAGCAGCAGCAGCAGCAGCACCAGCAGCAGCAACAGUGGUGUUGGCGGUAUCGCCAGUGGUAGCGUUAUAAGUAGCAUAAGCGGAUCCUAUGGACCUAAUAGCGUUAGUAACAGCAUUGGUUGUAGCAAUCACGUUAACAACAACCGCGUCGGGUGUGGUAGUGCUGGCGGCAACAUUCGCGUUGAUGGUCGCGGUGGCUUAAGUUUAGCAACGGCCGGUGCCGGCAUCCACAACCACAACCAACACUAUCGAUCUCCGCCGGUGGCCGUCAGUUCCUUAGGAUCUCCGUCAGCGGCAACACUCUCAUCACCGACGUCCUCCUCUUCCUCUUCCUCCUCCUUUGGUUCGUCACCACUGACGUCGACCGUUGCGCGACAAUCCGGUGUCGAUGCGGUCGUGUCCGGCUCUACUACCGCUGGUCCGGGUGUAUCUGGAUCGAGCUCCGAUCCCGGACAUGCACCCUUCACGAUGUGACCGACUUUAAGUGGCGGUGGUGGUGGUGGUG